Bactrocera tryoni is the source of this 838-nucleotide messenger RNA. RefSeq lists its product as uncharacterized. The coding region runs from base 84 to 749 and encodes 221 amino acids. The record is from RefSeq and is a predicted model, not a curated record. The transcript is spliced from 4 exons. NCBI's taxonomy places the organism in Eukaryota, Metazoa, Arthropoda, Insecta, Diptera, Tephritidae.
AGUUUUUUGCAAAAAUAUCAAUACAUAAAUACCAAAAAUAUAAAACAACAGAACAAAAAGCAGCCAUUUGCGAAACUGCGCAAAUGAAGCCCAAUCGCAAGGACCCCAUAGCGCCGGUGUGCCCGAAAACGACAUCCACGAUCGGCACAAUAACCGCCGCCGCAUUUGCAGUCGACGCGCCGAAGCAUGAUGACGAAUUGCGUAAUUUGCGCGAGAAUGUCACAUUUAUCGGCUGGAUGGGCAUCAUUGCCUCGACGACGCUGCUGCUGUGCACGGGACUGACCAUGCAGUGGCAUCACGAUGUGGUGCGCUAUCUGCUGCUGGUGCUACGCAGAUCCACCGAAAUGGAACGCUCACGCGCCAUGUUGCGACGGGUUGUAUUGACGGUCAGCGUCAGCGCUUAUUUCCUCUCCGCCAUCAAUGUUCUUAUGAAUAUGUUUUUGCUCACCGGCGUGGCGAAGCUGAACCACAAGCUUAUGCUGCCUUGGCUGCUAUUUCAUGGCUUCAUAUUUGGCCUAUUCGCCCAUAUCGCCUUGUACAUAACCGUCUCCAGCUUGCUGAUAGACCUCAGAAUCUUCGUUUUGCUGCUCGCCUCCUUUUCAAUGAUCAUAAUGAUUUUCGUCAAAAUAACCUAUGAAGUAUUCAAUCUUUGCAAAACCAUACGAAGAAACCGGUUGACGAAUGAGCAGAAUUUUUUAAAUGAGGAAGGUAAUAAAAAUAGUUAUCUGAUUUUACAGUCAGAGGCUUAAAAAACGAAAUAAGAGUUCGAGCACAAUAACCACUUCAAAACAAUGCUUGAAAUAUUAAAAUUAUGUCUGUACUGCUUUAGAAUACACUU